Messenger RNA from Sceloporus undulatus (fence lizard), 1696 nucleotides. RefSeq names its product G-patch domain containing 3 (gene GPATCH3). NCBI's taxonomy places the organism in Eukaryota, Metazoa, Chordata, Lepidosauria, Squamata, Phrynosomatidae. Gene Ontology annotation, biological process: negative regulation of RIG-I signaling pathway; positive regulation of DNA-templated transcription; negative regulation of type I interferon production. The transcript has 7 exons. Gene Ontology annotation, molecular function: nucleic acid binding. The record is from RefSeq and is a predicted model, not a curated record. Bases 64 to 1539 code for a protein of 491 amino acids.
UUUGUCCUCCGUCGCAAUCAUGAUGACGCAACCGUUCACGUGAUUUGCGUGUGGCGUUUCAAGAUGGCGUCUGAUUUGUGUUCUUUCCCCGCCGGAGGCCGCUUCUGCCUGGUAAGCGGCAUCCCCGCCCGGCUCCGCUCCGCCGACCUCCGCUGCUUCUUCAGCCACUUCGUCGAAGGCGGAGGCUUCCUCUGCUUCCACUACAGGCACCGCCCCGAGAGAGAAGGGAAGCCCGGAGGCCCAGGGCCCACCUGCUGCUGCCUGGCCCUGCUCCGUCCCGGAUGCUCCCGGCGCCGCCUCCUCCGCAUGUACUCCGGGAAGCGCUGGGUCGACAAGGAGGGAGAGAGCCUCCCCGGAAGGUGCCUCAUCCGGAGGGUCCGCGUCGCCCCGGAUCAAGAUGGUGACACAUUCGCCUAUAAAACCAAAAAGGAGCAACACAGAAUGUCGAGUGAAACUUUCACGCAAAGUGAUUUAAAACAUCUCCCUGAACUAAAUCCUCCUGCAUUCAUGCCUCAUGGAAAUGUUGGAACCCCUUUGAGAGUCUUCUUGGAUCUCAUCAGAGCUUGCCGGAUGCCUUCCAGUGUUAUCCGGAAGUUGCAGUUGCAGUUCCCCAAGUCUGGUUCUUCUCGCAGGUAUGGGAAAGUGCCAUUUAUAUAUGAGGAAACUGAGACUGUUCUGGAGGAAGAGCGAGUAUAUACAGCUACCGGUGAGGAAAUAACCGAAGGAGAGCACCUGCCAAGAGAAGGAAUGGCUAACCAAGGCAGUAACACUGAGGAGAAAGACUGGGACGAUUCGGUGAAGGAAGAAGCUGCAAAGUCUCCAAUGAGCAGUGAUGAUGAUGAUAGAUGUGAAGAAUGGGAGAGACAUGAGGCUUUGCAUGAAGAUGUCACAAGCCAGGAACGCAUCAAGGAACGUCUGUAUGAGGAGGAAAUUGAACUGAAAUGGGAAAAGGGAGGCUCUGGGUUGGUGUUCUAUACAGAUGCACAGUACUGGCAAGAAGAAGAAGGAGGAGGAGAUUUUGAUGAGCAGACAGCAGAUGACUGGGAUGUAGAUAUGAGCAUCUACUAUGACAAAGAUGGUGGGGACAAGGAUGCUCGGGAUUUGGUCCGGAUGCGGUUUGAGCAGAGACUUCGGGAUGGUUUGGAAGAUGGGUCUGUUCUGGGACAAACAAUUGGGGACUUUGAAAAAUAUACCAAGGGUAUCGGCAGGAAAGUGAUGGAGAAGCAGGGCUGGACUGAGGGCCUUGGUCUGGGAAGCAACAAUUCAGGGAUGGCUGAAGCACUGGCCAACGAGGGCCAGAAUCCCAAAUGCAAGAGGGGUUUGGGGUACCACGGUGAGAAGCUCCAGACCUUUGUCAAGCCCAAGAAACUUCGUCAGGACGGCUGUGGACUGAUCUCCACCAUCUAUGAUGACCCGCAUCCGGAGGACAGAAAAGAGCAACUGCUUCGGCGACAGCUACCAAUCAACUUGAAGUAUCGGCAAAAUGUGGAGUUUGACCACAAUGCGCACGGUUUUCAUCAGAGCUCCAGUUCAUCCUGAGGGACUGCCACCAUUAACUGGCUUUUGGACUGUGCUUUUGCAGUAGCAAAAGUUGUUCUGUUGUGUGAUUGUUUUUAAAAAAAUUAAAAAUUGUAAUUAUUUUUAUUAGCCAAGCUGGAACAAAUGGUAAUUAUUUUUAUUAAAAAUAUGGUGAAUA